Molecule: messenger RNA, 327 nt
Organism: Aureobasidium melanogenum CBS 110374
Lineage: Eukaryota; Fungi; Ascomycota; Dothideomycetes; Dothideales; Saccotheciaceae
Product: PHF5-like protein
Exons: 3
Coding region: 1-327 (108 amino acids)
Biological process (GO): mRNA splicing, via spliceosome
Cellular component (GO): catalytic step 2 spliceosome; U2 snRNP; precatalytic spliceosome
Source: RefSeq, a predicted model, not a curated record
AUGUCGCGCCAUCACCCUGAUUUGGUCAUGUGUCGCAAGACCGCUGGCAUCGCCAUCGGCCGCCUCUGCGACAAAUGCGACGGCAAGUGCCCCGUCUGCGACAGUUACGUCCGCCCUACAACCCUCGUCCGCAUCUGCGACGAAUGCUCCUUCGGAAACUACCAAAACAAAUGCGUUGUCUGCGGUGGCGAGGGGAUCUCCGACGCCUUCUACUGCUUCGAAUGCACCCGGCUUGAAAAGGACAGAGAUGGCUGCCCUAAGAUUAUAAAUCUGGGUAGUUCAAGGACGGAUCUGUUCUACCAGAAAAAGAAUUUCCGGAAUCAUUAG